AGCAGCCGCAGGGGGUUAGUGAGAGACUUGUGUCAAUGGAAUCGCAGAUGUCUCAACUAGCGUGUUUGGGUAGCACGUUUUUGAGUCAACAACGCGAUAGGGAUGUGGAGUCCUCUGGUUCGCCUGCUGCGCCGGGAAGCGGCGGACCAGAAAAUGCUGGUCGGCACCCUACAGGUGCUGCCGGUGCGAGAGCAAGUAGGGGUGUUGCUGCCCAAGGACUUGGCGUCUCGGGAAGUGCGGGAGGUACGGGUAGCAACGUCCAAAGCCUUGGCGCUUCAAGUAUGCGGCUUGGUACUGGUAGUCUUCUAGGCUCUGACCUGAACACGCAUGCAGGUGUUAAUCGUUCCUUUGUUGCGCAGUAAACUCAGAUUCGAUGGGAAUUGAGAGUGGAGCGUUCCGUAGCCGGUCUCAAAUUCCACCCCCUCCUACUGCUGCUACUACCGAAUGGUGGGGGGGUGUCGCUAGUGGA
This is a messenger RNA of Ectocarpus sp. CCAP 1310/34, 469 nucleotides long. The record is from the annotation of a GenBank genome assembly. NCBI's taxonomy places the organism in Eukaryota, Phaeophyceae, Ectocarpales, Ectocarpaceae.